AAAUAUACUUAUCAAUGAGGAAAAUUGACUUUAAAUAUAUUUUUAGCAUCUUUAACACAUAACAGACAUUGAAAUUAUUUGUCAAUACUGAAAUAAAUACAGGUACACUAAAUGUGUACAUUAUUCAUACAUACAUUCAUAAAGACAAGCCUUUCCCACUGUAAGCAUCCUCCCUAGAUUACCAAGUCAUUUGUGGGACUACUGAGUGCCAGGACUGAGGUCAUAAAACUGAUGUGUUAGGGAAAUGAACAUCCCCUAUAGGGAGAGAAAGUAAAACUGUACCAUGCAUUCCUUGAGGGUAAUCAUUCUGUUCUUAGAAAGGAAGUUCUCUAGCAUCUUGGGGGUAAAUAAUGAUAGAUACAUAUUAUUUGUGUAUCUGUAUCCCAGAGACAGUAGGGGAAGCUUGAAGAAGCAGAUCCUCUCGUUGUUGUAAAAAUAAAAAUUUGAAGGGAAAAUUAUAUACACUUUAAAAUCUUAUAUCUCCAUUAUUUCUGUCUCAACAGAGAAGGUGGAUAUGACUGAGGAUAACCACUCCUACUCAACAACUGAAUUUAUCCUCAUAGGAUUCACAGAUCACCCAGAGCUAAAGACCAUUCUGUUCCUGGUGUUCCUUACCAUCUAUCUGAUCACCAUGGUGGGGAAUCUUGGCCUGGUGGCAUUGAUUUACAUGGAGAGUCGUCUUCACACGCCAAUGUACAUCUUUCUGGGUAACCUUGCACUGAUGGAUUCCUGUUGUUCCUGUGCCAUUACCCCCAAGAUGUUAGAGAACUUCCUUUCUAAGGACAGAAUGAUUUCCCUCAAGGAAUGCAUGGCACAGUUUUACUUUCUGUGCCUUGCUGAAACUGCAGAUUGCUUUCUCCUGGCUGCAAUGGCCUAUGACCGCUACGUGGCCAUAUGUAGGCCACUGCAGUACCACACCAUGAUGUCAAAGAAACUCUGCAUUCAGAUGACCACAGGGGCCUACAUAGCUGGAAACCUGCAUUCCAUGAUUCAUGUAGGGUUUCUGUUUAGGUUAACUUUCUGUGGGUCUCAUCAAAUCAAUCACUUCUUUUGUGAUGCUCUUCCAUUAUUCAGACUCUCCUGUGCUGACCCUUAUAUCAAUGAAUUGAUGAUAUUUAUCUUUGCAGGGUCAGUUCAAAUCACCUCUAUUACUAUAGUUGUAAUCUCUUAUCUCUGUAUCCUUUUCAUGAUUUUCCAAAUGAAAUCCAAAGAGGGAAGAGGCAAAGCCUUAUCUACUUGUGCCUCCCACUUUGUUUCUGUUUCAAUAUUCUAUGGUUCUCUUCUCUUCGUGUACAUUCGACCAAGUACAGUUAAAGAAGAGGAUAAAGAUAUACCUGUUGCUGUUUUUUAUACUGUAGUGAUUCCUUUAUUAAACCCUUUUAUUUAUAGUCUCAGAAACAAGGAAGUUAUAAAAGUUAUGAAAAAAAUUCUGAAGCAAAUUUCAUAGUAUUCUGAAACAAGUAUCUCCUGUGAAAAACUGAUUUUAAUUUGAUAAAAUGCUUUUAAAAAUCAUGGACUACUGAGAAAGUGG
Manis pentadactyla (Chinese pangolin) is the source of this 1531-nucleotide messenger RNA. RefSeq names its product olfactory receptor 5K3-like. The record is from RefSeq and is a predicted model, not a curated record. Gene Ontology annotation, molecular function: G protein-coupled receptor activity; olfactory receptor activity; odorant binding. Lineage: Eukaryota; Metazoa; Chordata; Mammalia; Pholidota; Manidae. Gene Ontology annotation, biological process: sensory perception of smell; G protein-coupled receptor signaling pathway. Gene Ontology annotation, cellular component: membrane. Bases 515 to 1447 code for a protein of 310 amino acids. The transcript has a single exon.